Messenger RNA from Zea mays, 390 nucleotides. RefSeq names its product mavicyanin. The record is from RefSeq and is a predicted model, not a curated record. Gene Ontology annotation, cellular component: plasma membrane. Lineage: Eukaryota; Viridiplantae; Streptophyta; Magnoliopsida; Poales; Poaceae. Gene Ontology annotation, molecular function: electron transfer activity. The coding region runs from base 1 to 390 and encodes 129 amino acids. The transcript is spliced from 2 exons.
AUGGCCCCGCGUACGGCACUGCUCAUUGCCACCGCCGCCAUGGCCGUCAUCGCCGCCGCCGCAUUGCUCCCGGCGACCGCGUCGGCGACGACGUACAUGGUCGGGGACGAGUCCGGCUGGGACGUCGGGCCGGACUACGACGCCUGGGCCAGCGGCAAGAAGUUCAAGGUCGGCGACACGCUCGAGUUCCUGUACUCGGAGGGCUCCCACAACGUGGUGGUGGUGGACGCGCAGAGCUACGAGGCGUGCGCCGUGCCGAGCAACGCGCCGACGCUGACCUCCGGGGACGACAGCGUGGAGCUGGGGCAGGCCGGGCGGUGGCUCUUCAUCUGCGGCGUCGAGGGCCACUGCGACGCCGGCAUGAAGCUCGCCGUCGACGUCCACGGAUGA